Messenger RNA from Mytilus californianus (California mussel), 7541 nucleotides. Its product is annotated as nuclear pore complex protein Nup153-like. Gene Ontology annotation, biological process: RNA export from nucleus; protein import into nucleus. The transcript has 25 exons. Gene Ontology annotation, molecular function: structural constituent of nuclear pore. Bases 104 to 4612 code for a protein of 1502 amino acids. NCBI's taxonomy places the organism in Eukaryota, Metazoa, Mollusca, Bivalvia, Mytilida, Mytilidae. The record is from RefSeq and is a predicted model, not a curated record. Gene Ontology annotation, cellular component: nuclear pore.
UGCCGCCAUCUUAUUCUGUCUGGAAAAGUGGCAUGGUGUUUCAUUCAAAUUAAAUCUAUACAUAACUUACAAUAAUACACUUUCCUUCUGAAGACAUCUAAAAAUGUCUGAGGAAGCUGGUGGAAAGAUAAAAAGUAAACGCCAUCAUGGUUCUAACAAACCGUAUGAACGUAGAAAAUCUCUAUUAGGUAAAGUGAAAGACCUGAUAACACCAUCAUGGUUGUCAAGCUUUGUCAACAAUAAGAAAUCUGAUGAAACAACUGAGAAGGAUGACACAAAUUCCAAGGUUCCUGCAUCCUCACCUAUACAUGGGAGAACUAAACAACAAAAUGAUACAAAGCCUGCUCCAGUUUUUGUCCCACUUGAUAAAAGAAAUGGUACACCUAGCCAACUUAUGGCUCCUCCGCAAUCUACAGUCAUAGCACAUACCAGGUCAGGGGAAGUUGGUCCUAGUUUUAAAGCUGACCAGUUUCCUCUGCAGGCAGGAUUUACAUCAUCACAACUUCCUUUGAUACCAGAGAAAAUGUAUGAACAUCAUUAUCAUCAUGUGGACAAUGAUGACAACAUAUCAGACAGGAGUGAUCACUCUAAGUCUACCAGUGGAUGUUCAUCAAUGAUUCCACAUCCACCAAGUACAGUGCUGAAAGAUAGAGUUACCUUAGAAUUAAAUGAAAGUGAUAUUGACAAUAUCAAGGACAAACUUCUAGUGGAUUCCAAUGACAAACUUCCUCCCAGAUUAGGAAAGUAUCUUACUUGGACUGCACAGUACAAUACUAAGAGGCCUAAGAAGCCAGCACUUAUAGGAAAACCUAGCUUUGAUGUUUCCUUGUUUGGGUCCCCAGUACCUGGAAACAGAUCUGCAUUAUCACAUGAUAGAUUAAAUGAAUCUGCAUUUUAUCCUGGAAGAACAACUUUUGGUGGCGCUUCAUCACAAAGACGACAAAGUUUAAACACAACUGCUCCUUAUGUGUCAUCACCAUUUCCAGUACGCCAGAAAAUGAAAGCCAAACCUUUGAACAAUUCAUUCGCUGGUACUGCUACUACCAGUGGAACAGCUAGAAAGAUAUUAGAAACAUUGGAAAAGAUGACAACACCUCUUGGAGAUGCGAGGAAAAUACCAGUUGAUGAUACAGUAAUGCAGAGCUUGAGUUCAUCAUUUUCCUUUACUCCAUCAGUAUAUAGAAGGCCAACAAGACAUAGUAUAGGAGCUUACAUGAAUUCAUCUAGAGAAUUGCAGACACCAAAUAGAGGUCCACCAUUACAAAGAGUCAGUACUCCAGGAUCAGCUUCUAUUGCUGCCAAUCUCCAGAGAUUUGUACCAAACAGAGAAAGCACGGAAACUACAGGCAGUUAUCAGUUACCUGGAUCUUCUCAAAAAGAUCCCGGAAUGUCCUCAAUUAAUACUCAGGGAGGUAAAAUGAAGAGCAAAAAGUUUACAACACAUCAUGUUGCCUCUAGAAAAGAUGACGAGGAAGAUGAGCCUUACGAAAUGCCACAAUUAAGGACAGAGUUCACACUGCCAGUCAAAGACAUGCCUACAUUUAAUUUCAAUAUGCCAAAGUCUACACCUCAGCGUACAACAAAAGAUUUGUCUAGUCAACAGUACACCUUCUCGUCACCUAUACAGAAAAUGGCUGUUACACCCACUGAUACACCUACAGGUCCACCUAAAAUGGACUUCAAGUUCAGCUCACCAAUCCAACAAGGAGAUGGAUCAGCAUCGCCAAGCAAAUCAAAAAGUGUAACAUUUAAUCUUGGUGAUGACAAUGACAUACAGAUGAAAUACAACUAUAAAAGUUCAACUGUCUCAACCAGUAGUCUCACAGCUUCUCCAGUAUCACAAGGUUUUUCAAAGCCUGUUUCUCAGACAAGUUCAAACAACAGUUCACCUUCCAGUGGUGGCUUCAAAGUGGCAUCAGAAUUAAAAAGUGGAAGUGUUAUGGAUAUCUUAGGAAAAAGUGGCACGGCACAGAAAAAGUCCCCAGAAGUAGCACCAAAGAAUGAUAGUCUAGCCAAGUUUGCUGUGAAAGGAUGGACAUGUGAUAUAUGCCUUUUAAGCAACAAAGAUGAUUCAGAUAAAUGUGUAGCCUGCACAUCACCUCGACCAGGAGCUAAGCCAUUAGCAUCAAAGAAUGAUAGUCUAGCCAAGUUUGCUGUGAAAGGAUGGACAUGUGAUAUAUGCCUUGUUAGCAACAAAGAUGAUUCAGAUAAAUGUGUAGCCUGCACAUCACCUCGACCAGGAGCUAAGCCAUCUGUACCAAAGAAUGAUAGUCUGGCAAAGUUUGCAGGUAAAGGAUGGACUUGUAAUGUGUGUUUGGUAUCCAAUAAAGAUGAUGCAGAAAAAUGUGUUGCUUGUGCUGAACCUAAGCCUGGGUUGAAGAAAAGUACAUCAAAAUCUGCAGGUGGUGAUAGUUUACAGUCAAUUUUCAAGAAGCCUUCAGGUAACUGGGAUUGUGAUGUAUGUUUAGUCCCUAACAAAGGAGAUGUCACAAAGUGUAUAGCAUGUGAAACACCAAGACCUGGUACACAGCCAUCAUCAUCAGGUGGAUUGAAGAUAGCCCCAGGAGCUUUUUCUGGACAGUCAGGAUUUAUUCUUCCUGUAGGAUCUAAUUCUAAUUCAAACAUGUCAAACAGUGGGUUCAGUCUUGGUGGAGAUUCUAAAUCAGCAAGUGGUUCUGGAUUUAAAUUUAGUGGUGAAAUUACUUCAGCGGGAAGUGGAUUCAAAUUUGGGGAUAGUUCAGUAAAAUUGUCAGAUGACUCUGACAAACAAAGUUCAAAUGUCAAAUCAGAUAAUAAGGAAAAAGGAGGAUUUGUGUUUGGAAAAUCUAAUUCCUUCUCUCCCCAAAAGUCUGCACUGACAGGAACAGGUUUCAAGUUUGGGGAAAAUAAACCUGACGAAAUUAACAAAUCAGGUUUUCUGAGUCAGAACUCUUUAUCAGGUACCAAAGACAAAUCUUCUGCUAGUGGAUUUAUGUUAGAAAAGACAUCAUCAGAAUGUUCAGAUAAAACAGACGGUGUUAGUAAACUGAACUCGGAUAGUACUGUUAUAUUAGACAGUACUAAGAUAUCUGUUACCACAUCAACAGUAGCAACAACAGGACUAGCUUUUAAUUCUAAGUCUGACUCAGAAACAAAGACAUUAACUACUCCCGGUGGUAUUAACUUUGGACAGUCAGUUUCUGCAACAGGACAAAAACCUGCAAAUGGUGGUUUUGUCUUUGGUCAGUCAUCUAAUAAUGACAUAAAGACAACUAGUGUAAAUUCUAUAUUUGGGACUUCAAGUAGUAAUAAAUCUGACAGUAGUAAUAGUAUAUUUGGAAGUGAUCCAAAAACAUCAAUAAAUAGUUUUACAGGAACAAACAAUUCAGGGUUUUCAUUUAACAAGACAGAAGAUAAAAAGUCAGAGCCUUCAUUUAAUAAUCAGUCUACUAAAGUAUCUCCUAAUUUGAAAAGAAGCAGAGAUGAUGAGACAGGACCAGGAGAAAAGAAGAAGCCCUUUGCUGCACCAUCAACAGCAUCUUCAGGAUUGUUUCAGUUUGGUGUCAAAUCUACUGCCAGUACAAAUGCUGCCCCCUCUAGUGCAUUUGGACAGAAUAAAGAUAGUAAACCAACAGCGUUUGCUGCUCCAUCUUUUAACUUUGGAGGAGCAGCACCAACAAAUUCUACAACAGGAUUUAAUGCCGUCCCUCAGACAACGACUAGCUCAAUAUUUAAUUCUACUGGAUCAAGUAUAUCAUCUGGUACAGUGUUUGGGAGUGCUGCAACAGUAACGUCAAGUUCAACUGGUUCUUCCUUUGUAUUUGGAGCCAGCUCAGCUAACCCAGCUACAAGUUCUGUCACAUUUGGGUCAACUCCACAGACAUCAAGUUUAUUUAGUAAUUCAAAAAGCUCAACACCAACAUUUGGUACUUCCACUAGUAUUCCAAGUUUUGGUAGUCCAAUCAGUACAGUUGGUGGAUUUGGCUCUACAGCUACUGGAUUUGGUUCCUCUUCAACUAAUCCACAAUUUGGAGCAUCUCAGCCAUCAUCCACUCCAGCAUUUGGUACACAACAAACUUCAACACCAACAUUUGGAACACCCCAGACAACAGCACCAGCAUUUGGAACCCCUCACACCUCCGUCCCAGCCUUUGGUGCACCCCAGUCAUCUAUUCCCUCAUUUGGAACACCUCAAAAGCCUUCAGGACCAGUCUUUGGUGCAACUCAAAAUGCUUCAUUUGGACCUACUCCUGUUACGUCAUCAACUCCAGGCGGUUUUAAUUUUAGUGCUGCACCAAGCUUUAAUUUUGGGCAGAGUUCCAAUACACCACAACAGCCAGCUGCCCCUUCUGCUGCUGUAUUCCAGUUUGGUGGACCAAAACAGGCUGAAGCUCCACAGCAGCCAACAGUGCCUGCAGGUGGGUUUAAUUUUGGACAGGCUGCUAGCACUCCUGCAGGGACGCCUUAUAACUUUAGUGCCGCACCUACCCCAGCUGCAACACCAUCUUUUGGAGCUGGAGGGUUUGGACAACCUUCAACACCACAACAGUCUGGCACAGGAAUGUUUAAUAUAGGAGCUGGAAGCACAGAUAACAGAAAAAUUAAGAAAGCGGUUAGGAAAAUCAGAAGAUGAGUUACAAGAACUUAAUGGCCGGUGUACUGGACUUGUGAAUUUUUAUUUAACAUUCCAUGCAUAUUUGUGACAACAUAGGAAAUGUCAAGAAAAUAUUGUUGUAUCAUAUUGUCCAUUGUCUAGUGUAUACAUAAAUGUUAAAAUUUUUAAAGUUUACCAUAAAGUAUUGAAGCCCAAUCUCUUUUCAGUGGCUUUUCAAAAAUAUCAUUAUAUCUCUGAAUAAACAUAUUUUACAUGGGAGGGACUGCAUCAAGCAUUUUUAGAUUCUCAUGUUUUGAAUCUUUUAAUUAUUAAUAUGUCAUGAAAUCUUUUAAACCUCUUUAAUACAAAAAUGUAGUGUCAUUUAUACACAAAGAAAUUAAUAUAAAACUUUAAAGCACUUUCAUGUGGAAUCUUUAAAAAGAAAAAGCCACCUUGGCUAUAGUUAGUUUCAGUCUGAAAGGUUUGGGAAAUAAAAUGUUUCUAUUGAAAAGCCUUAACAUGAUAUUAGUGUUGUCAAUGGUGUAGCAAUGAGUUGUGAAGUAUCAGUACUAUGUAGUUAAGCAGUCAUAUCAUAAAGAUUUCCAACACAUUUUUUUUUUAAACAAAAACUGCCGACAUAUGUACUCAAACUGAUAUAGUGAACUUACUAUUUAAAACAACAAGAAAUAUAUAGCUACAAAAUCUAGGUGUCUUCAAGUUUUUUUUCCAUGUUCAGUGUUUAAUGAAGAUAGACUUAAAUAUAUCAACUUGAAGUAAAUGAUAAUCUCUUUCUAGAUUUGAACUGAUUAUAUUGCUGUUAUGCUUAUUUUUAUGUUGAAAGCCAAAAACAAAAUAUAUCAUGAAAUGUGAUGUAUUUGUAGUUACUUUUUAAUUGAAAAACUAUCUAAAUAGACAUAAAUUAGUAUGUCAUUUGUACAUAUGUAUUUCAUUAUAUUGAGUUGCCACCUACAAUCUGUCGUAAGAAUAACAUCUGGGCAUUGAAAUUGUUGGCAUUGUCAAUAGUCAUUGUGUAAUACUUAUUCUAACUUUUUUUCUCUAUAUUCAAUAUGUAUAUUGUAGAUAUAUGUCUGUUAGCAUCAUGUUCUUAUUUUUCAUUGAUCAUGAUUUGACACCUUUUGUAAGAUUUCACUGGACCCGAAAAGAUAUUUCGAUGCAUAAAUGAAAAUAACGACUUUCUGUUGUGUUCAGUGAAUCUUUCAGGGUAAUAGUAAAUUUGUAUAUACAAUAAAAAGACAAUUUUGCAGGAGUUUGUGCUGUGUUUUGAAAAUCUGUCUUUCGUCUGCUUUUUAAAGUAGUUAGAUGUUCAAAGGGCAAAUUUUACAGGACCAGUGCUGUUUAUAAAAUGUUUUCUAAUUGGUGCUAUAUUUUCAUGUCAUGAAUUUUUAAUGACAAAUUUUUAUCAUUCCUAAUUUGCAUAAUGUUUAGUAUGCAUAUAUGUUAUCCUGCAGAAUCUGUCAACUUUGGGUACCAGAAGUGUCUUAUUUUUUGUUGAAUAUUUGUGUCUGUAUAUGGUAUCCAAAGUAUUGUAUCAUUUUGUGUCAGUUUACCUCUUUAUCAUAUACCAUGUUCUGCUUUAUCUGCAUGUUAUCAUCUCAUUUAAACAGAAAAGUGGAUAAUUGACAAUAUGUAAAUACAUAAAUUGUAUUGUAAAUACUGUUUAAAAAAAGUGCAAAAACUAAUAUCGUAGUAUUAUAAAAGUUCAAAUAUUUUCAGAGUUUGAAGGAAAAAUGGUUUAUACAGAAGUCUCUUUUUCACCCAAAUUCAAUUGAUUUAUUGAGAAGGGAAAUUCUAAGUGAUUGUAUGGGACUUUUGUAUAAGGGUCAAAACAUAGGAAGACUUGUUUAUGAUUUAAUUAAGAGACUCAGAAAAUAUUACAUAAAUGUGUUCCCAUUGUCUUUCUGUAGCUGACCAUCAGUGAAUGGCAGUACUUAAACUAACUUUAAAGAUUAUAUGAUUGUGUAUGUGUUUAUUUUUUACAUAUUCUUUAUUCUUGUGAAAAUGAUUUCUAUAGGGGGCUCUACUUUUAUUGCUGUAAUGCAACAGUUUUUUUCUUCCUCCUCUUUUUAAUUUUUUUCUUCCUUUUGUUUUCUUCCAAUUUGAUUUUAACUCCUAUUAUUCUUUUGGAAAAAUCUGAAUCUGAUUACAUUUACAUUCUGAUGGAAGAAGCUCCAAUAUUAAAGAUUCACAUCAUUUCACAUUUGAUAUUAAAAAAAAUCAUAUAAGUAAAUCAUAUACACUUUAAAGUUAGAUAAUUGAUUUGAAAAUACUAUUUUUUUACAUUCAGAUUGUAGCCCUGCUGUUGUGUGGUAAAGUCAAAUUUUUAAAACCGGUUUUGUUGUAUAGAAAAGUUAGUGAAGCUUAAAAUGUCAAUAUCCUGAAACUAGAAAAAGUCAUUGAAUAUUUUAGUAAUUUCUAAGACCUCAGUAGUUACAAGCUGUUGAAAACUUAAAAUAAAACAUAGUACUCAAAAAAUGGUGGUCAGAAGAUUUUGACCACCAAAAUUUUGCAAAAGAUGGACAGUAUAAGUAUUUUGCAAUAGAAAUAAUAGUGAGGACUAGCAGAUUUUCUUCAAGGACCACCAGAGAAAAAAAGAUUUUAGAAAUCUGAUCAAAUACAUUUUUUAAAAAGAAAUUUAGAUUUUAUGAUUUUUGAUGUAUAGUUAGUGCAAACAUUUUAAGUUCAUUGGUUGUGUGUAAUGUGUGAACUUGUAGUAAAGGAAUAGAAACUUCCGUUAAGAUUUAUUGUAAGAUGACUGAAGCAGAACAGCAGGGUAUAACGAGUCAUCAAUCUGUGAUGCAUUUUUGAUUCCUAUUGUGCUCAUGUUAUUGUUGUUAUGCAGGAUUUCACAGAUGUUAAAUAGAGACAAAGGUCUCGAAAAAAUCCUGGCUCCGUGAUCAAGUGAAGGAUUUUAAUGUCAAAUGUAAUUUAUUUGAAGUAAGAACAUAAC